CUGAAGUGAAGAAUACAGUAGUGUCACCGACUGAUGCUACUGCUGGUAAAUGAAGCUGUGUGCACAACUUAACUGCAGUUGAUAGACACACAAUGCAUGUGAGACAUGACCACCAAGGACCCCUGGGAUAACUCAAGCGGUAUGCGCAGCAUGGAGCCAACAGCCGGCUGCUCCCCCAUUGUCCCAGAGCCAGAACUCUACCGCAGCAUCCAGGCUGUGCUGCCCAGGGAUACGGACAACCAGCAGCCCUCAGACUGUCUCAACAAAGGCAUGCUGAGAUGGACGCUUCAUAAGAAGGUUCAAAAAAAUCCUGCGAACAGUUUAUCUCUAGUGUGGGUGCUGAUAAAAGAACUGGAAAAGGCUGAGAGAUGGGAUUCUCGCAAAUGCAUCAUCCCUCUUCUCCACACACUGAUGUACGCCAUCAUUCAGACAGCCUACAUUCCAGAUGAGCUGUACAAGCGGGUGUAUGACUUUUGUAAGAGACUCCUGACAUACCCUCAUCCCUACUGCACCGUAGGCCUCAGCUACACGAAGCGGAUAAAAACUGAACGCUCUAUUCCAGGUCUGAUGUACCAGAGGAUGGUCACAGCAGAGCAGAGAUUAAAAAAUGAGCACUAUCCCUUUCAGGAUAGGGUCUUUGUUCUGGCUGACCCAGAAGUCUUCUCUGGUUCUUUGGGACAAGUCCUGUUGGGGGAUUUUGACACGUGCGGAUCUCUAAGUCCUCUGGAUCACAUGUGCAGUGUGGUCCAACACUCCAUACAGGCUGCGUUAGGAGCAGAGCAGUGCCACGGGCCGAAACUUGAUCGAGCCCUAAAGGACAUGGGUCAAGAUGCGGAGUCGCACUUUCAGGAAGUGUUGGCGGCUCUGGAGCAGAGCGCGGAGGAGGGCGGCAGAGGGGAUGAGGGAGCGCUGAAGAGCCGUCUUCAGCAGCUGUACAACAAGAUCGUCCCCGACACAGACUCAGAGACAUUGUCUAGCGGACAACUGUGUGACUGCCCUCUUCCGAACCCAGAGAUGAGCUUCCACCUGUGGACGGAGGAACUGGAUAUCUGGCGAGUGCUGGCCAAGUGGUUUCGAUCCAGCUCCAUGUCGGAGCAGUUCUCCAUCAGCCAGGAGCAGGAGGACUUUGUGCUCGGUGAGUCUCCCAACGACCUGAUUCCGUCCGACAUGACUCGCUUCUCCGUCUUGUCCAACGACAGCGGCAUCGAAAGAGACCUGCCCCCCAGUGCUGAUCCCUCGUCAUCGUCAACUCUGGACGCUGCCAGCAUGAGUUCAUCCUGGGAACAAUGCAAAAGCAAUCAAGACUCUGCGAGGCUGUUGCGGCGCGGGGGCAUCAAGAUGAAACCAUCUGUGAAGGACAGCAUGGUGCUGAUGCAGGAAACCCUGGAGGAACACGCGAGCCUCGGAGGAGGAGGAGGAGGAGGAGGAAGUGGAGGUAGGGGAGGAAGAAAAGGAGCGACUCUGCAGAGGCGGGCAGGAAGCAGCGCAAUGCAGAACCCCUUCCCCAGGCAGCAGAGACACUUUACUGCCAGGAUAGUUGCCAUGGGAGACGACAGGGUGCUGGGCCGCCUAGCCAAGGCCUACUACUUCUUCAGGAAAAGGGAAGCGCGGAGGCUUUUUCUUACAAUGAAAGUCAACCUCCAGUUUUAUUACAUCCCUGUUUGCCGGGCCACAACUCCCAUCUCCUCUAUCAAGGGAAACGUCCUUCAACCCAAAGAGAUUCCCUGCACUCUUGGUUCCUACUUGAGCAUGGUGGACCCGUGGUACAACUCUAACAUCAAGAGUUUAGGCUGCAUGAUCCCCAAACUGGCUAAGAUGACGAACCCAGGGAAGCCAAAAGAGCCCUUUGUGUCUGAUAUCAUUUCCUACUACGUUCGUACCGGCCAGCAGCCUGUCUACUUCACCAUCUACUUUGUUAAGAUCACAUUCACCAACAUGACAAAGAGUCCUGUGGAAGAAGUGUUUCUUACUCAUCUAGAAAUGGAGUUUCCUGAGUUCAGACAGAUCUCAGCGUCAAUUAGAGAUAAACAGAAGAAGAGCUCGGGGGAGGUAUGCGGGGCUGUUGUCUCGUUGAAUUACAGAAAGGUAACAUUAAGUGGCCGAGACGUUGACAAAGGGAUAUCAGUCAGGACGUCAGGCGCUCAGAUCAAUGCUAUUCCAGCUAAUGAAACAGAAGAUCUGAACUGUUUGACACUGACAUUGAAUGAAUCUCCAGCAAAAACUAAAAACAACAUGGUGGAGUCAAAGAUUCGGUCCAACAACAUUAAGAUUCGCAGUUUGGAGAGUCGAUCGUUCACGGUUACACUGGACAGAGAUAGUCGCAGGACCUUCAGAGAUGUGCAGAGCGUCGAGAUCUCCCCGUGUCUUGAUCCCGGAUACUGCGUCCAGAAAACCAUGAGGUCCAAAUUCAAGUUGGGAGAGGAUAAAGACGCUGGACUGAGCAAAUACAUGAGCAAAGGACUCCCUCUCCCAAUCAACACGUUUGCUGGCAUCAUCACCUGACAGCGGUGGAGUAACUCCGCAGAGAAACUUGGGAAUUAAGACCAAAAACCAGGCUGUGUUUUGAUAGUCAUUGGUUGUUCCUUCUGUGAUAACAGAAGUCCAGUCCGACACAUGAAAAGACAAAAGGAAUCACCUGUGAGUCAUACUGAGCUGCUCCUGAAACCAAAGUGUUUCAGUUCUGUCAGUCGGGGACUGACAGGCAUAUAUAGAAAAAGACUAUAAAUCAAAAGCAACACAUACAGCUGAUGGAAUAACCAGGAACAAAAAUUAUUUUACACAGCAGGGCAUGACAAACUCCUAACAGUGUUUCUACCACUGCAGAUAGUUUUAGACAGUCAGUAAAUAUAUGCAGAUUGGAUUGCCAAAGAACAAUACUGCCUGUGACACUAGAGAAACCGGCAGGGAAAAGUAAGUAAGCGUAAGUAAGAGUAAUAGUUACUCUACUUCAUAGACACACUACCUUUUACUGCCUUCUUGACACACACACACACACACACACAAAAUAAUGCAGAUUUGCAGACAUGCCUGGCCUGUCAGCGACUGAAGAAAAUCAAAUUAUUGAAAGUCUGGUACAGUGACAGCUGCAUUUGUCUUCAUUUCAAUAACUUGUUAUUCCUGUACCUGCUCCAUGAGCUGUUAUAAAGAUGCAAACAAUUGGCAUUAGUCUUGGGGUUUAAUGUUUGAAAUCGUUCUUGAAAGUUUCUAGAACCACAUUAAGUUCAGCGCAAAAAGCUCGAGCCAUGUGUCGGGAACUGCUGGAGAACAGAAGCAGCUUUUGUGUUUUACUGUAUCAUACACGCACGGGGAUCAUGCGCAGAGCGAGCUACACAAAGUAGCCGUUAGACGUCUGAGUGCCGACUUCGAGCCUCUCUCUACUCCCCAGAUGAGCAAGAUUCUGUGUUUCAUGCUUGAUAGUAUACAAGAUGAGAAGCAAAAGUUGGGGACACUCCAAAAUUUAACUUGCACACAUACAUGUACAUGUCUCAAAUGUAUCAGCCUGAGGUGUGAAAAUCACAUCUGAUUUGCACAAAAUCAUUUUCCUUCCUAAAGCAUGUAAACUGACCUAUGUCAUUAUUUUGAUGAUAUUUGAUUAUGAUAUCCUCUAAGUACUAGAGGGGGAAGAUAUAAGACAACUUUUGGUUUAGUUGUUGUUCAUGAAAAAGAUAGAGAUGUUGCUUUUGCCACACAUAUAUUAGAUUACAUACCUAAGAAUGACUCAGGGGCCUAUUUUUGAUGCAUGAUCUCAGGCAGUAAAGGUCAACAGACGCAGGAACUGGUGAAGUAUUAUAGGGUGCAGCAUAAAAUCAUGUGACUGUGUGUCGUGUCCGUGUGUCUUCUUGCCUGGCAGGCUAAAAUUAUGAGUUUGAAAUUCAUGAUUCAUUUUGCACAUUAUUUUUAAAACUAAUGUCAUGUAUAAAGAGGAUGCCAUGAAAUCAAAAUGCAAUUGUGUAAAUAAAUGAUUUUGUUUUGUAAAA
This is a messenger RNA of Cottoperca gobio, 3977 nucleotides long. RefSeq names its product phosphoinositide-3-kinase regulatory subunit 6 (gene pik3r6). Gene Ontology annotation, molecular function: 1-phosphatidylinositol-3-kinase regulator activity. The record is from RefSeq and is a predicted model, not a curated record. Lineage: Eukaryota; Metazoa; Chordata; Actinopteri; Perciformes; Bovichtidae. Gene Ontology annotation, cellular component: phosphatidylinositol 3-kinase complex, class IB. Gene Ontology annotation, biological process: positive regulation of MAP kinase activity; G protein-coupled receptor signaling pathway.